AUGCGAGAAUUAAAUUCAAAGGUCGGAGGACAUGCCCUACUCGGCCUCAGACCAUAUAACCCACCACUAACAUCCAAACAAACAAACAUUUUCCUCAUUCUCUUAAGUCUCAAUCAUAUGUUGCCAAUGACAUCGUCCCAAGCGACAAUUAUAUAUGAUGUAUGGGCUUUUCAUUCUAUCCUUGCAGACACCGGAAUUUCACAAGCUGGAGUGAUUUUGAUUCACGAGGGCGGCAAGUCAGUGGAAAAUGAUUAUCAUCUUUGUGCCUAUCAUACAUCUCGGGACCUUUCAAGAUGGCGCACUUCCUACAAGCAAUCACUACAAUGUUCACUAGGUGGAAAUAUGACCUAUAAAGGUAAAGUUUUCGGAGACGAUGUGGUACCGUUUGACUCGAUUUGUCGGAGUGUGGAGCCAAUAGCGAGAAACCUGGGUGUGCCAUUGAAUAGCGCCGCUGACUGGAUUGAAACAUGGGAGGACUAUAUGAGUCGUGCAAACAUCGCGCACAUUCUUUUCGACAGACCUGAAAAGCUCCCUAUUGAGGUUAUCAGUCCUGACUCUUACUCACAACCGCGGAAUGAUCAUCCGUCUUUGUAUUCUUUUGAAUCCGUUGAUUGGAACAACAUGUCAUAUAAGCCACAAAGAAAUGAUGUGCCAGACCAGAAAAAUUAUCGAAAAUCUCAGGGUUCUAGCAUGGAACCACAUCAUAAGUAUUCUGCCCGUCAGCAAUAUGUAUCCAGAGAUUUAGAAUCUUCUGACGAUGGUCUGGACUACCCUGGGGAAGAGGAGGAAUUUCAUGAAUCCCGAUCAGCAAGACAUUCUCGCUUACCUAGAGGGCACAGACAAGUCGACGAGCCAAGUGGAAAGCCUGAAAACAAGAAGUUGAAGUAUGCAGGCAUGAUUGCUGAAACGGUGACAGCUAAUGCCAUUGGAGAUGUGUUUGGGUUGAUAUUCGAGUCUGUUAUUGGGGCUAUUUUGUAG
Botrytis fragariae is the source of this 978-nucleotide messenger RNA. RefSeq lists its product as uncharacterized. The transcript has 2 exons. The record is from RefSeq and is a predicted model, not a curated record. NCBI's taxonomy places the organism in Eukaryota, Fungi, Ascomycota, Leotiomycetes, Helotiales, Sclerotiniaceae. Bases 1 to 978 code for a protein of 325 amino acids.